Messenger RNA from Mus pahari (shrew mouse), 1190 nucleotides. RefSeq names its product UPF0472 protein C16orf72 (gene Hapstr2). The record is from RefSeq and is a predicted model, not a curated record. The coding region runs from base 6 to 827 and encodes 273 amino acids. The transcript has a single exon. Lineage: Eukaryota; Metazoa; Chordata; Mammalia; Rodentia; Muridae.
GAGGGAUGGAGGACCAACCGAAGGACCGUGAGGCCGAGGUCGCCGGGCCCUGGUUUUCUAAGUGGGAGCGCCAGUGCCUUGCAGAGGCGGAGCAGCUGUCCCCGGAGCUGCAGGAGGAGGCGGCUGCCGAUGCGGCGGGGCUCAAGAUCGAGCGCCAGAGGCUCUGGCACCUCUUCCAGAUCUCAGCCACGGCUGUGGCCCAGCUCUACAAAGAUUCCGGGUGCCAGCAGCCAGGACUCUCUAUGUGGGACCCCUUCCAGAACGCGGCCAUGGCUGUGACCAGCCUCUACAAAGAGAGCGGGGAUGCCUACCAGAGAAGUUUUGAACUGGGCGUCCAGGUUGGCUACCAGCGUCGUGUGAGAGAUGUGUUGGAGUGGGUGAAGAAGGGUAGGAGCAUAAUUCGCCGGGAAGACCUCAUAAGCUUCCUCUGUGGCAAAGUUCCCCCCACACCCCCACCUCCACGCACCUCCCGGAUGUCCCCCAAGCCACCAGCAGCUGCCUCCAUUCAAGCUACUGCCACUGAGUCCGGCGCACCUGUGGACGUCGACCUACAGCCCUUCCAUGAGGCCAUUGCUCUCCAUGGCCUCAGUGGUGCCAUGGCAAGCAUCAGCAUGCUAUCUGGCGCUCCAGGUUCCUCAUCUCAAGAUGGAAGUAUUGCCAGCAGUGGGCGUCGGAAAAGUAGCUUCCUAGAAGAUGAUCCGAACUCUUUGAGCUCAGAAGAGCUGACUCUCUGCCUGGACAGUGGGGGAGUCCGCAAGCGCACCUCUGCCCAGUUUGGUGAUGGCGCUAUGGACUCUCCAUUGCACAAGCGUAACCGAAUGGUCUAAACUGCCUCUUUGCUUUGGUUGCUCACCAUCCACCAACUUACUGCUUGACAGUCAACUUGACCAUCAACUUGCUUGUUGAAACCAUACCAGACUGCUGAUCUUCCUUCUCUAAGUUAAAGAUUUCUAUCAAGUUUACCAUAAAGAAAAUUUAAAAGUAUUCAAGAAGAGGCCUCCUAUUACUCUGACUUUCCAAAAAUAUAACUCUAUUACAGAACAUCAAAUAUCACAUAGUUAGCAAGAUCAUCUAAACUUUAAAGCAAAACACAUCCAGUGAGGGUGGGAGCCUGGUUUAUCUUGUUCAAGUUAUUUCUUCGCACCUAGUACAGUUAUUGGUGCUCAAUAAAUGUUUGUUGAAUGAAUAAA